GCGCGUCGAGAGUGACUGGAGCGCCGCGGCGGAGGCGCAGCGGAGAAUCACAGCGGCACAGACCCACUGCGCUCAUGGCAUCAAGGAGAAUGGAGACCAAACCAGUCAUAACCUGCCUCAAAACGCUCCUCAUCGUCUAUUCCUUCGUGUUCUGGAUCACGGGGGCGAUCCUGCUGGCGGUGGGAUUAUGGGGGAAGUUCAUUCUGGGUCCGUACAUCUCUCUGAUCGCUGAGAACUCCACCAAUGCUCCCUACGUGCUUAUCGGGACCGGGACCACCAUCAUCGUGUUCGGACUGUUCGGAUGCUUCGCUACGUGCCGCGGGAGUCCAUGGAUGCUCAAACUGUACGCCAUGUUCCUGUCUCUGGUGUUCCUGGCCGAGCUGGUCGCUGGAAUCUCGGGCUUCGUUUUCCGUCAUGAGAUCAAAGGCACCUUCAUGAGGACGUACAAUGAGGCCGUUCAAAACUACAACGCCCAGGACGAGAGGAGCAUUGCGGUGGACAACGUCCAGAGGAGUUUGCGUUGUUGUGGAGUUCUGAACUACACCAGCUGGUUCUCCAGUGUUUAUUUCCCUGUGAAUGGAAUUCCUCCGAGCUGCUGUGCUAACAUCUCUGACUGCAACUCCUCAGACCUGCGAAAUGCCACCAUAGCAGCCACCAAAGUCCAUCAGCAGGGCUGCUAUGAGCUGGUGACGACUUUCAUUGAGACUAAUAUGGGCAUUAUUGCUGGAGUAACGUUUGGAAUUGCAUUCUCGCAGCUGAUCGGGAUGCUGCUGGCCUGCUGUCUGUCACGAUUCAUCACUGCCAAUCAGUACGAGAUGGUGUAGCGGCGUGUGCGCAGGCACCGAAGACAUUCGACACCUUGGAAAGGGAAAGCAACCCCAAAAUGCUAGCACACUCCAUUCUUUCUCAUCUCUUUUUUUUAUUCUCUCUCCUUUAAUCUUUCAUUCUGUCUUUCCUGCCUUCUUCUUCUUCUUUUUUUCUCCUUUCCGUCAUUCCUUAAUCAUGCAGUUGUGCCAUGACCAAAGCCUCUCCUUUCGAAACGGCAGCGUUAGCGAGGAAAAGGAAAUGGUUUUAAGACGCACUCCUGCGCGCUCGUACUUUACUCUGUACAAAAAAAAACCCUUGCAUGCGGAAACCAUUUCACACACACUAGAACUAAAAUCGACAGAUUUUCUGUAACGCCGCAUCCUAACCGGUCGCAUACGAGCCAAUCGAUAUCGCAAUCUCUCUCUACGCUGCAUAUCAAAUACGUUCGGGUUAGCUGUGGUUUUUUGACGCUUUUUCUAUUUUUAGACAGAAAUGACUUAAUAUUUGAAACAUACGUGUGGUUCGUUUAGAUAUCUAUCCCUUUUUGAGACGGAAAAACUAUUUAAAAUCCGCCAUUUUGGUUUCUAUUUGUCACGUUGCUGUUGGUGGCUCCGCCCACAGUGAGUUCUCAUUGGUUCAGGUAGCUGUAUGUUACACAUCAACCGUUCUGAUUGGCUGUUGUGGCUUUGCGCAGUAUUUUCACGCGUCCGGUUAGGACGCGGUGUUACGGAACCCCUAAAAAAAGUGACUUCAAUGCAGAUCUGUUAGUUAAUUGCUUUUUUUCAAGAGGAAAACUAUUAAAAAAAAUACAGAUGACGAGAUGUUUUGUUGUUGUUGUUGCUGUCGUAAAAUCUUUGGCAAAGGGGUUGAUCUCAGAAAUGGCUUUUUUUUUGUCUUCAUUUUUUUCGCUCCACAUCUCAGCGCCGGGUUGAAAGUUACUCCACAAAAUCACGUACAGAGUCAAAAACAUCCAUUUCGUCGUGAAAGCCAAAAACAAGCACAUUUCUGCCACAUAUAGCUGUACCGAACUCGUAUAGACUGAAGUCUUAACAUGUGCCCUUAUAACUAGUGGCUUUUAUGUCGCUGUAAGACGAGCAGAUAUUUCAGAGUACUAUCUAAACACUGUUUAAUGGGCGAUUUAAUGGGUCAUUUUGCAUUUUAUGGAUUGUAGUUACAGUUUUACACCAUAUCUGCUUUGCGAGACACUGUAUUUUAUAUUAUUUUGUGGCUUUUUACUGUGAGAAUGUAAUCAGCUCUGGGAAUUUUUCAAUCUGCAUGCGAUGUAUGAAGGAUAACGAGAAUGAUAUUUCUAAGAAUGCUUGGAGAAAUAUUAGAUACAAAUAUAUU
This is a messenger RNA of Puntigrus tetrazona (Sumatra barb), 2154 nucleotides long. RefSeq names its product tetraspanin 7b (gene tspan7). The transcript is spliced from 8 exons. The record is from RefSeq and is a predicted model, not a curated record. Gene Ontology annotation, cellular component: membrane. The coding region runs from base 75 to 824 and encodes 249 amino acids. NCBI's taxonomy places the organism in Eukaryota, Metazoa, Chordata, Actinopteri, Cypriniformes, Cyprinidae.